CCCCGCCGAGAGACUUCCAGCGCCCAAAAAAUGAUUCCGCCGCGCGGAUUUUUGGUCCAUCACAGAGCGUUUGCAGUUCUUCUACUACAGUUCAUCGAUUCCCUCCUAAUUCCCCAAUCGAAAGCUUUCCCCCGAACUCACUGAUUUCUCUGAAACGCGGGUAGGGUGUCUCUUUCGUAUUGCUUAAUCACACUUCAACCCAAGUUUGUGCCGCUUCGCCAUACAUGCUCUCGUUCCUCCAUUGAUUACGGCAUCUGGGUUUCAAAGUUUAUUGCAUGAAUUUGCUUUGUUGUGAAGUUAUUGCAUGAAUUGACUCUUGUUUCAGUUCAUGUUGGUAUUAAUUUACUAGCUCGAAUUUGUUUCCGAGUAAGCAAUGGAAGUUAGGAUGUGGGUGGAUAGGGACUUUGUCUUGUUGAGCUGGAAAGUCGUGCUUGUUCGAAUUAGUUGAAGGGCUCUCAUUUUCUUCCCAGUUUCACUUCCAGUUGUUUGUAAGCAACUCUGCUGAGUCUUCCGAAUCUUUAAGCCAAUAGCCUGGGUGAACAUCUGAAAAGUUGCAGAUUUUGGGACGUUUGUGAUUCCAAAUAUGCAAUGUGAUCGGAUUUGAAUGAAUGCAGACAACCUGUGUUGUGGUCUUUCUUGUGAUUUUAAAUGAAGAAUGGGAAGUAAUUGCACUUGAUGUUGUUGUAGGUCCUUUUGCUGUUGAGGGAAAGGUCAUGUCAGGGAACCCGCUGUGAGGGAAACGGGAAGAAAUGCUUUCUGUUCGAAGAUUGAGGCGUAUCCAACUUUCUCCUGGAGUCUUAUUUUCGCUCUUCACAGAUGGUUGUCCUGAUGUCACUUGGACUUCCAGUCACCUACGUUCUUCGAUCAGAACUUCAUGUUUGAACAGCUCAAAUGGGUUGAUUCCCGUGUCUAGAUUCAGUUAUCCUUCCAUUCAUUCCCCUAGAUGUUUCUCAAGUAUGGGCGAUACAGUCUUGGUUCAGGCUCGAGACCCAGGUAAACUAAGCAUGGAGAUAGAAACUGCACUAGAUGAACAUAGGUUCAGUGAUUCAUGGAAACUGUUUGAACGGCAUAUGCAGAUGGAAGGGUUCCCUAGGAAGUCCCUCUUGAGCAAGCUCUUAACAAGCUUUGCAGAAACCCUCGAUGCCCCGUGGCUCGAGAAGGCAUAUUCCCUUGUGGAACAAGCUAUCGUGGAGAGUAAGCAGACAUUGAUGGAUAAGGAGCCAUUGAUUUAUCUCUCUCUCAGCCUUGCCAAGUGUGGGUUACCGGUUCCAGCAUCAACCAUCUUACGAAAGUUGAUCGAGAUGGAACAAUAUCCUCCUGCCAAUGCUUGGUCAGCCAUAUUAGCUCACAUGUCAUUACGAACACCUUCUGGAGCUUACCUUGCUGCUGAGCUGAUCCUCGAGAUAGGUUACUUGUUUCAAGAUGGAAGAGUGGAUCCCAGAAAAAAGAGCAAUGCACCUCUGAUUGCUAUGAAGCCUGAUACUACUUCUUUGAACAUUGCUCUUGCUGGAUGUUUAUUGGCUGGAACGACAAGGAAAGCCGAGCAACUCCUCGAAAUGAUGCCUCGACUUGGUGUUAGAGUCAAUGCGUGUUUGUUGAUCACGAUGGCUCAGAUAUACUCAAGGAAUGGAAGGAGAGAAGAGUUGAAGAAGCUUCAGAGGCAUGUAGAUGAAGCACCCGGUUUGACUAGUACCCAGUUUCGCCAAUUCUAUGAUUGCUUAUUGAGCUGUCACUUGAAAUUCGGGGAUCUCGAGGCUGCAUCUGAUAUGGUGUUGAAGAUGCUGCAGAAGGCAAAGAAAGCAAGAAACUUUAUUUCAAUGGCUGAACUUCCUUCGGCAGGGGAUGGUAAUAAGCUGCUGUCCAAAGGGAAGGUUUCUCAGGAAAGCUUACAUCAAAAGGAAUCCGAUCGAGAGGUUUCUCAGGAAAGGUUGAAUGACAGAGAAUACACAAACCGAGUUGUAUCUUACCAAGAUUUUUGUAGAGACAGGAACUUUUUGCAACUUCAUGCCGAGGCGAAGCAAGUGCUCGAAGCUUUGUUGGCGAAAUUGCAGGUGCAAGUGGAAUUGAUUUCAACUGAGCAUGGCAUUCUUCAGCCGACAGAGAAGAUUUAUGUAAAACUGGUCAAGGCCUUUCUGGAAGCUGGAAAGAUCAAGGAAUUGGCUGCAUUUCUUAUCAACUCCGAGAAAGAGGACUCCCCGGCAUCCAACGAUGAUUCGGCAUUAGUCCACGUCAUCAACUCAUGCAUCACUCUUGGCUGGCUAGACCAGGCACAUGAUCUCGUCGACGAGAUGCGUAUGGCUGGAGUUAGAGCUCCCUCUUCUAUAUACUCCUCCCUCCUGAAGGCAUACUGUACAGCAGAUCGAGCUCGUGAUGCUGGGGCUCUCCUUCGAGAAGCUCGUCGAGCUGGGAUCCAGCUUGAUUCAACUAGCUAUGAAGCACUGAUGGAGUCCCGAGUUCUCGAGAAGGACACCCAAGGAGCCCUCCACCUAUUCAAAGAGAUGAAAGAUGAGAAGCUAGCUAGAGGUGGUCAUCCGAAAUUUGAGAUGCUGGUCAAGGGUUGCGAAGAGAAUCGUGAGGCAGGGCUUAUGACCAAGCUCCUGAGAGAGAUCAGGGAAGGGCAAAGUAUGGACUCAGGAGUGCAUGACUGGAACAACGUGAUCCAUUUCUUCUCCAAGAAGAGGUUGAUGGGUGACGCCGAGAAGGCUCUGAAGAAGAUGAGGAGCCUGGGGCUCACACCAAAUGCAGCAACGUUUCAUUCGAUGGUGACUGGCUAUGCAGCUGUCGGAGGAAAGUAUAUUGAAGUGACUGAACUCUGGGGAGAGAUGAAGUCUAUUGCUUCGGCUACUACGUCGUUGAAAUUUGACCAGGAACUCCUCGACUCUGUGCUCUAUACAUUUGUGAGAGGCGGGUUCUUUGCCCGAGCUAAUGAGGUUGUGGAUGCGAUGGAGAAGGAGAAGAUGUUCAUAGACAAGUACAAGUACAGAGCACUCUUCUUGAAGUACCACAAGACACUGUACAAGGGAAAGGCUCCCAAGUUUCAGACAGAAUCCCAGGAGAAGAAGAGGGAGGCGGCAUUGGCUUUCAAGAAGUGGUUGGGUUUGGGUUGAAGCUUAGGUGACAAGGCAAUUCGAAAAUUUUGUACCAUAGAAAUGUUCACUCUUGGCGAACCAAUAUACGAGCAUUUUUUGG
This is a messenger RNA of Linum trigynum, 3189 nucleotides long. NCBI's taxonomy places the organism in Eukaryota, Viridiplantae, Streptophyta, Magnoliopsida, Malpighiales, Linaceae. The record is from the annotation of a GenBank genome assembly.